AUGAUUCUCCCCAAAGAAAUUUCCUAUGAAGUCAAGAAGGAGUCAACCAAGUUUCAAGUCUUUUAUUUCUCAUUCCACGGUCUGGGUGCCUGUCCUCGCGCAUUACUCUGCUUUGGAGGUGAAGGGAUCCAAUGGGAAAACAAGCUUACGACCAUGGAGAAAUGGCCUCAGGACAAGACAACGACCCCCACAGGGUACGUGCCUGUCUUGAUUGAGACCGAUCUCAAGACCAACACCACAAUCGAGAUCCCAGAAUCGUUAGCGAUGGAACGGUAUCUGGCUGCGAAGUUUGGUCUGUUGGGCGAUAAUGCUCGUGAGCAGACUCUGAACGACAUCUUUUAUGCUCAGGCUGUGAUGUUGAAUACAAAGUUUGUUGACAAGGUUUUUUGGACCUUUGAGGAAGUUCGCGUCAAGAGUUUGAACCAACUCUUGGAGUCUACUCUUCCCGACUGGGUCAAGCUCUGUGAAAAACAUUUGAUGGAGAAUGGCAAUACGGGACACUUUGUUGACAAUAAGUUCACAUUAGCCGAUAUUAAGACUGCGGUGGUCUUGGACACAUUCUUGGGUUUAGACUCUGAGAAGGUCCUUGGCCCCAUUAGUAGCCCUGGACUUUGGAAGCUCAAGGAGACUGUUGAUACUCACCCAGUCUAUGCUGCAUGGCGUAAGUCUGAGGAGUACAAGAUUUUCGAUAGCGAAACUCAGGCUAGUGUUGGUACUUUGAUGUCAUUUAACUUGUCCAAGUCGCAUAUCUUUACUUGAAAGCAGGAUAAGGAAGAUCUAUCAAUUCUGCAUCACACACACACACACAUUAACAAGUUCAUAAAAAGAAAUAAAAGAAAUGCAGUUGUAAAUGUUAUU
Lobosporangium transversale is the source of this 858-nucleotide messenger RNA. RefSeq lists its product as hypothetical. Gene Ontology annotation, biological process: glutathione metabolic process. The coding region runs from base 1 to 759 and encodes 252 amino acids. Lineage: Eukaryota; Fungi; Mortierellomycota; Mortierellomycetes; Mortierellales; Mortierellaceae. The record is from RefSeq and is a predicted model, not a curated record. The transcript has 2 exons. Gene Ontology annotation, molecular function: glutathione transferase activity.